AUGCACCUGCUGAAUAUGUCCCAACAUUUAGCUGGCACCUCUGGGAGGUGCAAUGCGAAUGUCGACGCCAAAAAGCUCGACGAGAUGUUGACGAAGGAAAACACCUCGGUGGAUGCUGCGGUGAUUAUUGACGUGCCGGACAAAGUGCUGGUUGAACGCAUUGCAGGUCAACGUAUGCACUUGGCUAGUGGCCGCAGUAACAAUGUCAAGUUUUCUACGCCGAAUGUGGACGGUAAGGACGACAUUACGGGCGAGCCGUUGAUUCAGCGCAAGGACGACAAUGAAGCCACGCUUGUCUCGCGUCUGGAGGAUGCUUACAAGCAGACGCAGCCCGUGAUUGACUUUUACCGUGAGCAGGGCAAACUGGUGGAAGUAAAUGCUCACACAGAAAUGCAUGAGGUGACGGAGCAGAUCCGUAAGAGCCUCGGCUCGGAUUAG
Hyaloperonospora brassicae is the source of this 438-nucleotide messenger RNA. Lineage: Eukaryota; Oomycota; Peronosporomycetes; Peronosporales; Peronosporaceae. The record is from the annotation of a GenBank genome assembly.